AACGCCAUAUGGAAGGGCACUAAAUAUACGGCCGACGCCGAGGACGAGAAAGUGGUGACUGAGUUGAGCGGAAAGGGAGGAGAUAUUAAGUACCAGUCCAUUAAGGAUUUGUCUGAAAGCUCGUCACAAUCGCAACAGAAGUCGACACCAAAUGCGCCCCAAAAUAAUAGACUACUGAAAGUGAUUGGGAAAGGGUUUUGGUUUUACUUUUUGAUACCAAGUAUAUUGAAACUGGUGGCCGAUGUCGUACAACUGGCCAACCCUAUGAUCAUGAAAUUAUUGAUUAGUUUCACAACGGAUGCCGACGAGCCCUCAUGGCACGGGUAUAUGUACGCCAUACUACUUAUAUUCACAAACAUUUUCCAGAGUCUUAUCAAUGGAUAUCAGGCACAGCGUAUGUCUGUGUUGGGUAUGAGGAUCAGGACGUGUUUAGUAUCGGCCGUCUAUAGGAAGUCAUUGGUUCUGAGCAAUCACUCCAAGAAAGACACGACUUCUGGAGAGAUAGUCAAUCUCAUGGCUGUUGACUCCCAGAGAUUUGUCGAUAUGUUGCCGUAUUUAAGUUUCUUAUGGACAGCGCCCGUACAGAUAGCCAUCUCCUUAUAUCUGCUUUACAAUGAGAUGGGUUUGGCCACACUGGGAGGACUGGUAGUCAUGUUGCUUCUCAUUCCUGUCAACGGAUGGGUUUCGACUAAGAUUAGGACAAUUCAAUCGAAACAAAUGAAACUCAAAGACCAAAGGCUGUACGGAUGGGAGGAGGCGUUUGUGAAGAAUGUUUUGGACAUUCGUAAGCGUGAGCUGAGACUCAUCUGGAAGAGUGGGCUCAUCAGUGGCGUGACUGUCGUGUUGGCCGGGACUACACCACUGCUCGUGGCUUUGAUUACGUUUGGACUAUACAUAGGAUUGGAUUCAGACAACAAACUCGACGCCCAAAAGGCUUUCGUGUCGAUAGCCCUCUUCAAUCUGUUGAGAAUACCACUUACUAUCGUGCCCAACAUGGUUACCAGUUUGAUCAUGACAUUAGUUUCCGUAAAACGAUUGAAUAAAUUCCUGAACUUCUCUGAACUCUCGGGUUAUGUCACAAGACAUACGGAUCAGAAAGAGGUGGUAAAGAUAGAGAACGGGUCGUUCACUUGGGAUUCAGUAGAGGAGGUGCAGUCGGGAAUGAAGCCAACUCUCGAGAAGAUAAAUAUGCGAGUAAUGAAAGGCAAGUUCGUGGCAGUGGUCGGGAAUGUGGGCUCCGGUAAGAGUUCCCUUCUGUCGGCCCUAUUGGGAGAUAUGGAGAUAUGCGGCGGAAUGGUCGGGAAUGUGGGCUCCGGUAAGAGUUCCCUUCUGUCGGCCCUAUUGGGAGAUAUGGAGAUAUGUGGCGGGAGUGUGAACAUCAACGGCGACGCACAGGUAGCUUAUGUGCCACAACAGGCGUGGAUACAAAACGCUACUCUAAAGGACAACAUACUGUUUGGACAGCCGUUUGACUCCCGGAAGUACAGGAAAGUGAUCAAAGCCUGUGCCCUGAAGUCGGAUCUGUUGACUCUCGCGGGCGGAGACGAGACAGAGAUCGGAGAGAAAGGCAUUAAUUUAAGCGGCGGUCAGAAGCAGAGGGUGUCGUUAGCGCGGGCUGUCUAUAGUGAGGCCGACCUCUACCUCUUUGACGACCCCCUGUCCGCAGUGGACAGUCAUGUGGGGAAACAACUGUUGGAUGAGGUGUUGAGUUCUCGGACCGGUUUACUCCACAAUAAGACCCGAAUUCUGGUGACAAACAGUCUUUUCGUUCUUCCGGACGUCGACUAUAUUAUUGUCUUAAAGAACGGAAAGAUCACUGAUUUUGGGACUUAUGAUGAACUCAUGGCUCUUAAGGGAGACUUCGCUGAACUCAUCACUCAAUACACCACUAAUGAAGUCACUGACAACGACUCAGACAGCAAUCACUCGUCGGAAGUGGCGGUCAGACAUCGGGCGUCGACCACUGAAAUACCGGCAAAUAAUGAGGAAACUAAUGAUAAGUCUAAACUCGUCGAAACGGAAACUAUGGGAACGGGAAGCGUUAAGUUUGAGGUAUAUAAGAAGUACGCGAUGGCAAUGUCCAUGUUUUGGACCAUAAGUAUGUUGAUUGGGUUUUGCGGUCAAAACGGAUUCAACAGUGGCUCCAGUUUUUGGUUAACCAAUUGGACGGAAGACCCGGAUGGCACUGCUAAGACUGGCUACUAUUUGGGAAUAUACGCUGUCAUAGGACUCUUGCAAACUGUAUUUGUAUGGUAUUCGUGGUACUCCAUAGUCUUGGGAUCCCUCCGGGCUUCCCGUAAUCUGGUGGUGUUUGACGACAGUUUGUAUUAG
Molecule: messenger RNA, 2331 nt
Organism: Oppiella nova
Lineage: Eukaryota; Metazoa; Arthropoda; Arachnida; Sarcoptiformes; Oppiidae
Source: the annotation of a GenBank genome assembly